AUGGAAGAUUUUGAUGAACAUGAGCAACUGAGAUUUGAAAAUGAAGAUGCAUUCUCUGACUCAAUAAACUCUGAUUCUGAGCUAAUAUCAGAGUAUGUCACUCCAACUCAUCAUCCUCAAGCACAGGUUGAGGGGGAGCAUUUUCACAAUGAACAUCUGGGUGAAAGUAAUGCAGACUCAGCAGAAAACGCAAACUCUGAUACUGAUUCAUCAAACUCUGAUAACUCUACAUCAGAAAAUCAUAAGACCACAUCUUCAGGGGGAGCAUCAGAAACUCAGAUUGCUCAUGAAGAUAGCAUGGAUCAUGGGGGAGGAUCAAAUUCCAGAAAACCUAAGAAAGUGGAAGAGGCUCUUCAAGAUGCUGACUGGGUAACAGCAAUGCAAGAAGAGCUAAAUGAAUUUGAAAGAAACAAAGUCUGGACACUAGAACCAAGACCAAAGAACAGAUCAAUAGGUUGUACCAAUUGGGUGUUCAGAAACAAGACAGACAGUGAUGGUAUAAUCACCAGAAAUAAAGCAAGACUGGUAGCUAAGGGAUAUUCACAACAGGAAGGAAUUGACUAUGAUGAGACCUUUGCUCCAGUUUCCAGAUUAGAAGCCAUCAGAAUCUUCUUGGCCUAUGCUGCACACAAGAAAUUAAAAGUUUUUCAGAUGGAUUCUAGAUAUCAGAUGAGCAUGAUGGGAGAGAUGAGCUAUUUUCUGGGACUACAAGUCAAGCAGACUGAUGAAGGCAUCUUUAUAAAUCAGUCCAAGUAUACUAAAAAUCUGCUAAAGAAAUUUGGUAUGCAGGAUAGCUCAGCUGCUAUUACUCCCAUGGCAACAGCCACUAAGUUAGAUAAAGAUACUGGAGCAUCAGUAGAAAUUACUAACUACAGAGGUAUGAUAGGCUGA
Daucus carota subsp. sativus is the source of this 891-nucleotide messenger RNA. RefSeq lists its product as uncharacterized. The coding region runs from base 1 to 891 and encodes 296 amino acids. The record is from RefSeq and is a predicted model, not a curated record. The transcript has 3 exons. NCBI's taxonomy places the organism in Eukaryota, Viridiplantae, Streptophyta, Magnoliopsida, Apiales, Apiaceae.